Messenger RNA from Podarcis lilfordi (Lilford's wall lizard), 2474 nucleotides. The record is from the annotation of a GenBank genome assembly. Lineage: Eukaryota; Metazoa; Chordata; Lepidosauria; Squamata; Lacertidae.
AUGGGCAGCCCCGCGCUGCCCGGGGAACUCGCCGCGAGAUGCCCGCCCGCCCCGCGGAUUUGCAGCCCGUCGCUGCAGCUGCCCGAGCCGCGAGGUCGCGCGCUGGCGCCCGGCAGCGGGAGGCGUCCCACUCGCGGCGGCGGCGGCCACGGCCACUAGGGGCGCGCGAGGCCUGCUCCCCACGAGGCGCCGACGAGGCCUGCGCGCCCGCCUGCCUGCCCUGCUGGCCGGAGCCGCUUGGAGCGCCGCGCCGCCUGCCCGCCGUUCGCUCUCCCCGCGUGACUCCCGCUGACCUUGCCCCCGCCAGUCCGCGCGCCCUGCCCUCCUCCUCCUCCCCCGCUGUCCUCGCGGCCGGUUCCGGUGAGUCACCCGCGCGUCGCCGGCUGCACCUGCCGGGGGAGGAGGGAGCGAGCCGGGACUGCGCACCUGCCCAGCCGCCCGCUCGCCCUUCCCCCUCGCCGCCACUGCAGCAACCCCGAGGGGGCUGGCCAGUGCCAGGCCGCUGCCCCUCGGGGAUCGCGCGGCGGAGCUGCCCUCGGGAUCCGUCUCCGGAGAGCCGCUUUCGAGCAGGCGGCGACCCUCCCGCAGGCCCGUUGGGGCGGGCGGGCGAGGGGCUUCCAGGGAGAACUCCGGGCUGGCGAGGCCAAGAUGGUUGCCAGCUGCCCCGGCAUCCAGGGCGGCCGAGAAAACAGCGGGGACUCACACGCGGGGAAGCGGCUGCCGAGCGCCGGCUCCUCUGCCCCUUUAAGCGGCGCGGGCCCUGCUCUGCCAGUGGUCCGGAUUUCCAAGCUGGCUUCUGGUCCUUUGCCAAGGACUGAGCGCUCGUUAACAUUCAGCCUGGCGCUCCCGGUGCCAAGCUGCCAGGCUCCAGAGAUUCCUGGCUCUUGGGCCCCUGCAGGCCGGCCGCGUCAGGCAACUCAGCAGGCGCCUUGCGGAGCCCUACCGGGGUGGGGGGCUGCCGGGCCGCCCUGCUGGCGAGCUCCCAAGUCCGCACGGUGUACUCUCUAGCAUCGUUAGGAGUAGAUUAUGGGCAGAGCCAACCUGUUAAAAACACGUGUUGCUUCUUUCCUGCAGCUCCAGAUUUUUUACAUGCUGCUCAGCUCUAUGAACCUGUUGCGCAGCGCAGCCCCCGCGUUCCUUCUUCCCAUACAUGCUCCAUUCGCCUUCCAUAACCCACUGCACCAUCUAGAGGCUGCUUUGUCUUUCAAUGGAAUGACGGGCUUUAUGUGAGUUUGAGUCCUUGGGCUGUGUGUGUGUGUUAAAAAGAGAAAGAGAGAGUAUCUCUGCAUCUUCCUGGGAGAGAGGGGUCUUGUGAGGAAUGUGAAUUUCUUAUCAAAAGACCCCCCCCCCCAAAAAAAGAGUGUCUCUUAAGGAUUCCUGCUGCUCCUCUUUGCUCCUACUCAUCUCUCCAGGCUAAUCCUCCACUCCUUGCUUGCUCCAGGCUUUUCUGCUACUGCCCACUGCUCUGGAGCUAUGUUUAUCCCCCCCCCCCACUUUUGUUUCAUUUCAUCUUAAAUUAAAUCAUAUCCAAGGCUUGAAGUUUGCUUUUCCCUAGUACAUCACUCGAUGCUGAUGUUUGGAAAAGCAACGCACUGCAGUGGAACUGGCCACUUCUAGCUUUUAAGUUUGAUCUUCACCCACUAGUGAACUCUGACCCCAAUUAGGAUGGCGUUUGCAUGUUCCCAUUGUAGCUACAAAUCUGGCUAAGGUAAUGUGCCUGUUGCCCAGCCCAGUCUCAAUGGACUUUGCUCUGUUUACUUUGUAGGUAGGCCUGCAAGGCUUUGUUUGCAUAAGAUACCAGGUAACUGGUGUGAGGCUGCACCUGCGUUAGAGACUGGGGAAGGGUUAUUCUAGUUGGGUGUUAAGACUAGGAAGCAUGCAGCUGGUAUUCAAAAGUUACCUUUUCCCUUUUAUUUUCUGUCUGCUUCAAAAGCUUGCUGGAGCAUCAAGGACGUUGAUGGGUUGAGAUCAUGUUCAGCUACAUGGUCUUCCCAGAAGCACAGUACACUUCCUGUUCCUGUUCCUUCAGGUGUUUCCAGUUCUUAAAAGAGAACUGAAUGUUACUCUAAGACAGAUUUAUGAGGAGAGAAAUUGAAGUAGCAACGUCCCUCCUCUUAACUCACACAAGAGUCAAAAGGAGGGAGGUUGUCACUUGAAUGGCCCUCCUUCAAAAUCUGUACCAUUAAUUAAAUCCCAUUAAUUUCCUGGUGGGUGGUGUUCAGAGGGCUGCAUUUGUUUAUCUCACACCGCAGUCCUUGAAUGGCAUGAUCCUCUGCAUUUGCCACCUGAGGCAGCUCCUUGCCUGCGCCUUGUGGGUACAGCUGCUUAUGACUGAAAAGGCCCUGCCCAUGUCCUUCAGCUUGGUUCCUACUGUGUUCAAGGGGAGGAAGCGAAUCUUCGUGAAAGCGUGGGUGAUCCUCAGAAGAGCGACUCUCAGCAUUGGCUUCUCUCCCUCAACCACCCGCAGGUUUUGA